Messenger RNA from Brienomyrus brachyistius, 2244 nucleotides. Its product is annotated as serine/threonine-protein kinase PLK3-like. The record is from RefSeq and is a predicted model, not a curated record. The transcript is spliced from 10 exons. Gene Ontology annotation, molecular function: ATP binding; protein serine/threonine kinase activity. Gene Ontology annotation, cellular component: spindle pole; cytoplasm; centrosome. Gene Ontology annotation, biological process: protein phosphorylation; regulation of cytokinesis; mitotic cell cycle. Lineage: Eukaryota; Metazoa; Chordata; Actinopteri; Osteoglossiformes; Mormyridae. Bases 1214 to 2173 code for a protein of 319 amino acids.
CAGAGUGGCUUUUCUGUCCUGAAAUCGUAAAGCUUUCAAACACAGCAUGUAUUAUAUAACAUGUUGUUUAUUGGUGAUUUCAUGCUCGUCGAAGUUUCCGCUUUUUAACAACUGUAUAAAGUAAUGUUAUUUAUUAUAUAAAUCAACUCAGGUGAAACAAAUGUACGUUUCCAGGGUCGCCGAACCUCGUGUAUCUGGCGUGAGACUCACGCUUUCAGACUCACGCAGGAAAUCUUACCGCAAAUCUAUAUUAUUUCAUUAUAAACCAAAAAUGUUAUACGUCAAAAAUGUAAUUACACGAUUAGAUACCUGAAAAAGUCAGAUAUCGGUUACAUGCAAUGUUUAUACAACUAAUAGGCUACUAAAAUAUACCACAUUAAAUAGUUAGACAUUUUGAUCUUCUGAACCUUUGCUUCAAGAAUUUUAAGUAAACGGCCAACAACCGCUUUAUUUACUUCCGCCCUUCUUCCUUCUCUUUAUUCCCUUUUCGUUUUUGAAAUCCCGAAUUGGGGCGGACAUUGUUCACGUGUGGCAAAUAUCUAGCCCGCUAGCUAACAAGCAUAUCGUACUGUAUAAGUAAUGUCUAAGCCGUUAAGUUUGCUGCUGCAACAUUCGGGCUUAAUGAACUAGGUUCAUAUCUUGUCUUCCUGAAGAAAGGCCCCGAAUCUGGACUAAACCGAUUUUCACCACGUAAGAGGGUCUCCUACACUGAGAUCAUUCCCAUAUAUAUACCAUAGAGAUAAUUUAUAUAUGGUUUCCAAAGGAGCGUAGUUUAGGUAACCUUGUCCUAUCCACGUGUAUAAAAUGAGUUUUUACCUAUCGUUUCUGGUGCGCAUUUCACCUGUCUGUCAGGUGCCGCACUUUACAUUCCGUUACAACAAUGUGCAUGGAUGUAAAUAAAUGUAAACAGCUGAAAGUGGGACUGAUCUCAAUGUAGCCCUCCUGCGUGGUGAAAAUCGGCGUCUUUCUUCAGGAAGACAAGAUAUCAACCUACUUCACCAAGCCCGAAUGUUGGAGCAGCUUAGACUUUACCUACUUACAAAGUACGUUAGCUAUCUGGCUAGAUAUAUGCUACACGUGAACAGUGUGCGACACAAGUCGGGAUUUCAAAAACGAAAAGGGAAUAAAGAGAGGGAAGAGGGACGGAAGUAAAGAAAGCGGUUGUUGGACGUUUGCUUUCAUACAAAAGGGCGCUUGUGGCAAAUGCUAUAAGAUGACCGAUCUUGAAACUGGCGACACCUAUGCUGUUAAGGUCAUCCGGCUAUAUUCCUGGGGAGUGGAGGAGGUCUGUGAAGAAGUACAGAUUUUAAAAACACUGCGGCACAAGAAUGUGGUGGGGUUCUCCCACUCUUUCGAAGAUGACAAAUUCAUGUAUAUUUUCAUGGAGUUGUGCAGUGGGCAGACACUCGGUGACAUUUUAAAAGCUCGGGGGACUUUGACUGAGCCCGAAGUGCGAUACUACAUUAACCAGCUGAUUUCAGGGUUAACAUACAUCCACCGGCAAGGUUACGUCCACAGGGACAUCAAGUUGGAAAAUUUAUUUAUCAAUGACCAAAUGGAACUGAAAAUUGGGGAUUUCGGACUGGCGGUCAAGCUGGAGCCGAGGGAGAAAGAAGUGUGUGGUACUCCCGUCUACAUGGCUCCAGAAGUGUGGAAACGAGAGGGCCAUGGAACGGAAGCGGACGUCUGGGCACUGGGCUGUGUCAUGUACCAGCUUCUGGUUGGGGAAAUCGCAUUCUACGAUGACGAUUACUGGGAGAUGCUCAAGAAUAUAAAGGAAGCCAAAUUUAUUCUACCGCAGAAUCUCUCUAUUGAAGCUGGGAAACUGAUGGGCAAGAUAUUUAGAAUCGACCCACGGGAUCGCCCGUCACUAUCGAAUGUCCGUCGCCACAAGUUCUUCACAAAGGGCUUCACUCCAAAGACACUGCCAGCUAGUAGCUGCAAUACACCACCAAAGCAUAAAGCAGUCAACCCAUUCAAAAAGAUUUUCAACCGUUUCAUGCGCCUGAUACGAAAAAAGCGAUCCAGAGUUGAGCCUUUACGGGAGGAUGCCGAGCAGAGUGGACUUGAGAUCCCCCAGCCUGUGGAGUCACUCCGUGUUCUAGAGGAUGUCAACAGACCAAUGAACAAAUUGACCUGGUCCAGUUGGUCAAAGUGGUUGAGGGACCUGUAGGCAGGCUGUACUCAGCAAGUGCAGUGACGCCCCACACCUGAGUGCCUCCCCCAGCUCCCUGUCCACUCCUG